Molecule: messenger RNA, 384 nt
Organism: Beauveria bassiana ARSEF 2860
Lineage: Eukaryota; Fungi; Ascomycota; Sordariomycetes; Hypocreales; Cordycipitaceae
Exons: 1
Coding region: 1-384 (127 amino acids)
Source: RefSeq, a predicted model, not a curated record
AUGGCACCGCUGCCCACAUCAUCAUCACCACCACACACGUUCGUCGCGCGAGAGAUACCACCCUUAUGGAGCGCGUACAUGGCAGAGAACAAACAUCCGACGGCCGCCAUGUGCUUUGCCAUCAUUACCGUCACGCUGCUCGUUGUCGCGUUGCUCAUGGGCACAGGCCGCCGCUGGCAAGAGUGCAACGGAAGCGGCGCCUUCAGACGGCGCAUCUGCCAGCGCUGUCGAGACGUGGCCAACGCGCGCGCGGCCAGACUUCGAUUGUGUGAGGCGGAUAGUGUAGAGUUGAGCACAAGGGGUGCUGCAGAAAAGGACUUCGAGGGACCGACUUCGUGGCAUGGAACGAAUGUGCUAAACACGUCGUGGGCGUGGAUGAGUUGA